This is a messenger RNA of Populus trichocarpa (black cottonwood), 1322 nucleotides long. RefSeq lists its product as uncharacterized. The record is from RefSeq and is a predicted model, not a curated record. Gene Ontology annotation, molecular function: protein binding. Bases 146 to 1192 code for a protein of 348 amino acids. Lineage: Eukaryota; Viridiplantae; Streptophyta; Magnoliopsida; Malpighiales; Salicaceae. The transcript is spliced from 3 exons.
AUCACGCUGUUAACUUUAUUUUUCAUAGAGUGAUCAAAUUAAAUAUUUUAUACAAGUACAGGGACAAAAGGAGUCACAAUCCCUCAAUUUAUAAUGGAAGCAUCUAAAAAUCAACUUAUAGUUACGACAAACAUCACCCUAAGGCAUGGAAGUGGCACAGUGUUAUCUAGAUGGCAAUGCAGACGCAGUAGAGUUUUGUACGCAUGAGCCGUAUCACAAUGUUUUAGCAGCUGCAACUUACACUUUGCAGGAGGGGGAUAGGCCGAGUCGAACUGGUAGCAUUUCACUUUUCGAUGUAAAUCCUGAUGUGGGUCGGUUCGAGUUGUUUUACCGCGUGGAGACUGGGGGGAUUUUUGACAUUAAGUGGAGUCCUGUCGUUGGGAAUGUGGGUCCAAUGCUUGCGCAAGCUGAUGCUGAUGGUUGCUUGAGAGUUCAUGGAUUAGAGUGCUGUUCUAAUGGAGGGGACUCUCUAUCUCUAAGAGAGAUAGUUGGUGAAAAAAUAAGCUCCUCUAUGUGUCUUUGUGUGGACUGGAAUCCAUCAACCACAUCUAUCUCAGUGGGGCUUUCUGAUGGUUCUGUAUCUGUAGUGUCCUUUUCAGAGUCCCAGUUAAAUGUAAUUCAAGAGUGGAAAGCACAUGAUUUUGAGCUAUGGGCUGCAUCAUUUGACAUUCACCAACCUCAGUUGGUAUACACUGGUUCGGAUGAUUGCAAAUUCAGUUGUUGGGAUUUAAGGGAUGGUCCUUCCAAUUUGGUGUUUCAGAAUUCUAAAGUCCAUAAGAUGGGUGUCUGUUGCAUUGCAAAGAGUCCUAGGGACCCUAAUAUCUUACUCACCGGUAGUUAUGAUGAGUAUCUAAGGCUAUGGGAUGUAAGAUCAAUUUCCAAACCAGUCAAUGAAACUUCAGUUUGUUUAGGGGGAGGAGUUUGGAGAGUCAAGCACCACCCAUAUGUACCAGGCGUGGUCUUAGCAGCUUGCAUGCACAAUUGCUUUGCAGUUGUGAAGAUUGAUGAGGAGAAAGGAGAAGUGAUGGAAACCUAUACCAAGCAUGGCUCACUUGCUUACGGUGCAGAUUGGCAGAGGGGGAAUUUAUCUCAUAAGGUCAAACAAAACAGCUCUGUAGUGGCUACUUGUUCCUUUUAUGAUCGGCUUCUUCAGAUAUGGAUACCAGAAAGUAGCGUUGUUAAGCAACUUUAAUGCAGUUAAAUAUAUAUGUGAAAUUAAUGACUGAGAAAUAUUUUUUACAUUCAGAGAAGAGAAAUACUUUCAGCGAAGACAUAUUUUUUAAUAUGAACAAUUAUUUUAGAUUAAACAUGAUGAUUUACCA